UAGAGUAAACACGCGGUUUUGCGUUUUUCAUUUUGAAAUUUUCCCUCAAUCAUUUCGGCCGGCAGAUAAACGGGGGAAACUUCGUUUUUGGCGGCCGGUCCAUCGGUGCCUCUCUGAAACAGUGUUGAUUUAUUUUUACCCUUGCUUGAAGCGCACCAACAGCAUUAGCGCACCAUUGCAUUAUUAGCGGCGCGCAAGUUUUGAGGCACGUUGGAAAAUUGAAGGCAACAUUUUCGCGCACAAAACCUGCUUUCAGUUCGGCUGAAUUACGUGCCGUUAUUGAUGGUUGCAAGUCUGGAGUGAAGAAGAUUAUCUACGUAAUUAAUUAAUUAUCUUCGCGUAUACGUACGCUUUUUCGGUUCACAUUUUCAAGCCUAAGUGUGGUGUUAUUCUGUGUGAGAAGCUGUGAAGUGUUGAACAAGAUUUUCUCUCGACCGGUGCCGGUGCAUCUUGAAGAAUCUGGGUUAAUUUGUUGACUCAGUGUGAUCGCAGCUGUCGAAACAAACGUGUCAGAAAUUUGUUGGCAAUGCAGCCUGAAGAGUACGAGAACACCGGUUGGCUGUCAUAUUUCAGCCGGCAUAAAACGACCUACACAGCUGCUGACAUUCACAAAAUCAGCAACGAAUUGAACAACGUUCGGAAAAAUCUAACCGCCACCCAAUACGCGUACGGUGAACUUAGUAGUGAGCUGAAGGCCUUGAAAAGUCUCCAGGAACAGCGUCUUAGUGAGGAAUAUGAGCGGACCAGCAGUAAAUCUAGUUCGUCCAAAUCCGCGGAGAAGCGGCUGUCUCAACAAGCGGAGGAGAUUAAAUUUCUCAAAAACGAGUUAACAGCCUGUAAAAAUGAUCUAUUAAAACAGAUUAACGCGCUGAAAGUGAACGUGAGUGAGACGGCGAAGAAGAAAAUAAAAUCUGGUCAUCUACCGUCGGGUGCUUCUCUCAAUAUUGAAAGUAGAAUUAUAGCGCUGGACGCACAGCUGGAUCAGUUGGCUGGUGUAAAUAGGGACAGGAUUAAUGGACUCGAGAGUCGACUGAACCAGCUGGAGCAACAGCAUGAGCGGGAUUGUGGUGCCGCUCUGAAGAAACUGGAGCUUUCCACCAAUAGGAAGUUUCAGGAGUUUAGUAAUCUUCUGGUGGAACUUCAGCGCAAAAUUGAAACCAGUGAAACUAAGUUGGACGAGCAAAUCCGAAAUCAAUCAAUGAGUCAAGAUGCAAUCUACGAGGAACUGGACCAGCGGAUGGAUGUGUUCUCUGCGAAACUACGAGAUAUGCAUGCUAGAAUUACACGGCUCGGACAGAGGGACGAUAUUGGUUCGACUUUUGUGUAGUAUUUUAGCUGCAUAGUUGAUCAGAGCAAUUUUAUUAAGAUACAUUUACCUGUGCUAGUAUUAGCUUUGACACUGUCCAGCAUUGUUGGGACGAGCGAGAUAGAAAGCUUUACCACCUCCGUGCAUCACGAUUUGCACCAUCAUGACUUACACCAUCAUGACCUCCA
Topomyia yanbarensis is the source of this 1494-nucleotide messenger RNA. RefSeq lists its product as uncharacterized. The transcript is spliced from 3 exons. The coding region runs from base 527 to 1327 and encodes 266 amino acids. Lineage: Eukaryota; Metazoa; Arthropoda; Insecta; Diptera; Culicidae. The record is from RefSeq and is a predicted model, not a curated record.